GAAAAAGGUGAGCGUUGUGUUUCUUUCUCUCUCUCGACACUUCGGGACGUCUUACUUAGCCCCAUCGAACCAGCCAUCCUCCUCCUCUUCCUCCUACCAAUUACAAAUUUAAACUAAGUUUCUCUCACAAAUUUAAACCAACUCUCUCUCUCUCUUUCUGAGCCAUCGUCAGAAAACCCUAGAAAGCCAUCGUCAAUGGCGGUCUCCGAGGAGGAGUGUUCCUCCGCCAACUCCAGAUCAUCCUCCUCCUCCACCUCCAGCACCUCUCACUACCUCUCCAAGUGCCUCCUCCGUGGCACCGUCGUUCUCCACGUCCUCCACGGUCACAUCCGCUUCCCCAACUCCCGCGACAUCGUUUUCGGCAAGGAGAAAUCGAUAGAGUUGGUGAUAAUCGGUGAAGACGGGAUUGUACAGUCUGUGUGUGAGCAGCCUGUGUUUGGCACCAUUAAAGACAUUGCCGUCCUACCUUGGAAUGACGGAUUCCGAACCCGAAACCGCCAGAUGCUGGGCAAGGAUCUUUUGGUGGUUGUUUCGGAUUCCGGGAAGCUCUCGGUUCUAUCUUUCUGCAACGAAAUGCACAAAUUUAGUAAUCUGGAUUGUACUUGAGUUACUUGAACUUGAGGCUGAUUUAUGCUGGCAAGCAGCUUGGAGAUGACAAAACUGCUAAAGACUAUAACAUUGAGGGUGGCUCUGUCCUUCAUCUAGUGCUUGCACUACGUGGUGGUAGUCUAUAAAUAGUAUCUUAGUAUUGUACCUAUUGAUCGGUUCAGGCAAACUCUUUCGUGAAGGCUUUAUCAAGUCUUGAUACUCAAACAUUUGAGUUGCAUUACAUGGCAGAAACUUGUUUGACAUAAGUAUUGGUGUUACAUAUUGCACUUUUACCUUUCUGCUCUGUUAUGUUCACUGUCUAUGCUCUCUUGCUUUUAUUUAUACAAGGUUAGCUUCACUUGAGCAA
Messenger RNA from Rosa rugosa (rugosa rose), 955 nucleotides. RefSeq lists its product as uncharacterized. The transcript has 4 exons. Gene Ontology annotation, biological process: mRNA splicing, via spliceosome. Gene Ontology annotation, cellular component: nucleus; U2 snRNP. The coding region runs from base 196 to 606 and encodes 136 amino acids. NCBI's taxonomy places the organism in Eukaryota, Viridiplantae, Streptophyta, Magnoliopsida, Rosales, Rosaceae. Gene Ontology annotation, molecular function: U2 snRNA binding; protein binding. The record is from RefSeq and is a predicted model, not a curated record.